AGAUCCAGGCGAGGGGCCCUCCUCAGGACCACCACCAUCGCGAAAGGCAAAAGGGAAAACUAAGAGACGUGCAGAAGAGAGUGAUGAAGAGGAAGUCUCUAUUACUACUCGCCGGCCUCUAAAGAUGACUGAAAUCCAAGGUUCAAGAAAGGAGUUUACAUGGCGCCCGAAUGAAACUCUUGUUUCCUGGUUGGUUCGCUGUUGGGACAGUGGGGCCCAUAGCUUGUCUCUGGAUGGUAAUGAAGCUCGCCAACUAGGUGCCAUUGCCAGAGAUCCGGCUAUUGAUAGAGGAAUUAGUCGAUGCUCGGAUGAAGCUGCCUCCCUCUGGGAACGAGUGUUAACAGCCGUGAAGGAAAAGUAUCCCUUCAAAAAUGGCUUGAAGAUUGCAAUGAAAAAAUGGGAUACAGUUGAAAAGGGGAUCCAGUAUUUGAGGGAAAUAGGCGUGGUGGAAAUGUUGUAUGACCCUGACUUUGUUCCUAACGACCCACACCAAAACCGCGACCCUGAAAGAGUGAGGACAACGCCUGAGAUAUGGCAGAAAAUCGUGACAACAGCGCCGGACAAAUAUGCCUCUACACUGAUGUCAGCGUGUGACAGAUUCAACGAACAACAGAGAACGCCCUUAGUUUAUGAAUUAAUUGUUACGCUUCAAAACUACGAACAAUUGCUGUCCCCGAUUCAUGCUGCCGUUGCUGCUAUAUCAAAAAUGACGGAGCAAGUUUCUCAACUGAUUAACCGCGACAAACCUGUAGCAGUAUCAGAGACGCUUGAUGAAGAUCAGGAUAAUCAAAAGAGUCUAAUGAAGGAAAUCAAGGAGAUGAAGGAGAUGAUGCGAGCCCACCUAACUAAAGACGAUGAACCUUCCUUCUCACGUGCACGGUCAAAGAUCUCAGCUGUUAGAAGCAAACGCUCUCCGGCUCAAGUAAGGGGUAAUACACCGCGAAUUGCCUUAUGGUAUUACCUGCGUGACCAUGGAGAAGACAUGGGGAAGUGGCACGGUCAGCCUACUCCUGUACUACGAGCCCGGGUGAAAGAAUUACAAAGCAGAUCAACCAUCAGUGCAGUUGCUCCAGUUACCACAGGUAAUGAAUAGAGGGGCCCUGCCCUCAGUCAGGAGGGGGAAAGGGAUAAUAGAGUAUAUUGGACUGUGUGGAUUCGAUGGCCUGGCACAUCAGAACCACUGAAAUAUAAGGCACUGGUGGACACUGGUGCACAGUGCACUCUGAUGCCCUCGAGUCACCAAGGGACAGAAUCAAUCCAUAUUUCUGGAGUGACGGGGGGCUCUCAAGAAUUGACUGUGUUGGAGGCUGAGAUAAGCCUCACUGGUAAGGACUGGCAAAAACAUCCUAUUGUGACGGGCCCAGGGGCUCCAUGUAUACUAGGUAUUGAUUAUCUCAGAAGGGGGCAUUUCAAGGAUCCUAAGGGGUAUCGAUGGGCCUUUGGAAUAGCUGCUGUGGACAUAGACAACAUUAAGCAGCUAUCUGUUUUGCCUGGCCUGUCAGAAGAUCCAUCUGUUGUGGGGCUGCUGCGAGUAAAAGAGCAACACGUACCGAUUGCUACAAAAACGGUGCACAGGCGUCAGUACCGCACCAACAGGGAUUCUUUGCUCCCCAUUCAUAAGUUAAUUCGUCAACUAGAGAGCCAGGGAGUGAUCAGCAAAACUCACU
This is a messenger RNA of Tympanuchus pallidicinctus (lesser prairie-chicken), 1667 nucleotides long. RefSeq lists its product as uncharacterized. Bases 125 to 1093 code for a protein of 322 amino acids. The transcript is spliced from 2 exons. NCBI's taxonomy places the organism in Eukaryota, Metazoa, Chordata, Aves, Galliformes, Phasianidae. The record is from RefSeq and is a predicted model, not a curated record.